Molecule: messenger RNA, 426 nt
Organism: Striga hermonthica
Lineage: Eukaryota; Viridiplantae; Streptophyta; Magnoliopsida; Lamiales; Orobanchaceae
Source: the annotation of a GenBank genome assembly
AUGGUGGUUCGUCUGCGGCUGUCGAGAUUGGGAUGCAAGAACAAGCCUUUCUACCGUGUUAUGGCGGCGGAUAGCAGGUCACCGAGGGACGGCAAGCAUUUGGAAGUCUUGGGCUACUACAACCCUCUCCCUGGUCAAGAUGGUGGUAAAAGAAUGGGUAUUAAUUUUGACAGAGUGAAGUAUUGGCUUUCGGUUGGUGCGCAGCCCUCGGAGCCUGUCCAGCGCCUUUUGUUCCGAGCUGGCUUGUUGCCCCCACCUCCGAUGCUCGCCAUGGGACGAAAGGGGGGCCCACGCGACAUGCGCCCUGUUGACCCGAUGACUGGACGUGUUAUGAUUGAUGGAAAGCGAAACAAUGCUACAUCCAAAGAGGACCCUGAAGUCGAUGAAGUCGACGUGGAUGAUGAAGGCGAGAAAGGUUCUAGCUAA